AUGGGCCCAGUCUGUCUGGAACCAGAGGGAGACCCAUCAGUAUGGGCCCAGUCUGUCUGGAACCAGAGGAGGACCCAUCAGUAUGGGCCCAGUCUGUCUGGAACCAGAGAAGGACCCAUCAGUAUGGACCCAGUCUGUCUGACUGGAAUCAGAGGGAGACCCAUCAGUAUGGACCCAGUCUGUCUGGAACCAGAGGGAGACCCAUCAGUAUGGACCCAGUCUGUCUGGAGACCAGAGGAAGACCCAUCAGUAUGGACCCAGUCUGUCUGGAACCAGAGAAGGACCCAUCAGUAUGGACCCAGUCUGACAGAACCAGAGAAGGACCCAUCAGUAUGGACCCAGUCUGACUGGAACCAGAGGAGGACCCAUCAGUAUGGACCCAGUCUGAUGGAACCAGAGGGAGACCCAUCAGUAUGGACCCAGUCUGUCUGGAACCAGAGGAGGACCCAUCAGCAUGGACCCAGUCUGUCUGGAACCAGAGGGAGACCCAUUAGUAUGAACCCAGUCUGUCUGGAACAAGAGGAGGACCCAUCAGUAUGGACCCAGUCUGACGGAACCAGAGGAGGACCCAUCAGUAUGGAACCAGAGGAGGACCCAUUAGUAUGGAACCAGAGGAGGACCCAUCAGUAUGGACCCAGUCUGUCUGGAACCAGAGGAGGACACAUCAGUAUGGAACCAGAGGAGGACCCAUCAGUAUGGACCCAGUCUGACUGGAACCAGAGGAGGACCCAUCAGUAUGGGACCAGAGGAGAACCCAUCAGUAUGGGACCAGAGGAGGACCCAUCAGUAUGGAACCAGAGGAGGACCCAUCAGUAUGGAACCAGAGGAGGACCCAUCAGUAUGGACCCAGUCUGUCUGGAACCAGAGGAGGACCCAUCAGUAUGGACCCAGUCUGACUGGAACCAGAAGAGGACCCAUCAAUAUGGACCCAGUCUGACUGGAACCAGAAGAGGACCCAUCAGUAUGGACCCAGUCUGACUGGAACCAGAAGAGGACCCAUCAGUAUGGACCCAGUCUGACUGGAACCAGAGGGGGACCCAUCAGUAUGGACCCAGUCUGUCUGGAACCAGAGGAGGACCCAGUCUGUCUGGAACCAGAGGGAGACCCAUCAGUAUGGACCCAGUCUGUCUGGAACCAGAGGAGGACCCAUCAGUAUGGACCCAGAGGAGGACCCAUCAGUAUGGACCCAGUCUGACUGGAACCAGAGUUAACUAACCUGUGUCUCUGCAGCACCAUGCCUGAAGAGGAGAGAAUCAAACACAACCAACCCCCCCAUCAGCACCCCCACUACCACUAA
Molecule: messenger RNA, 1297 nt
Organism: Oncorhynchus tshawytscha (Chinook salmon)
Lineage: Eukaryota; Metazoa; Chordata; Actinopteri; Salmoniformes; Salmonidae
Exons: 3
Coding region: 1-978 (325 amino acids)
Source: RefSeq, a predicted model, not a curated record